GCCGGAGCGCCGGGUAGGGAGUGACACAUGGGAAGCCAAAUUAUCAGAAAAUCGUUUGGAGAGCAUGGAGUCAGAACAUGGGGACAUUAUCUAAAGGAAUUGCUACAUGAAGAGACAAAUACGCAGGGUUUUGGUAAAGACACCUUCUUCAUGGUUGAAUGGGUUCUGCGAAUGUUUACCUUAAUUAUUAUUAAGUGUACUUGAUCAGUUUAUACUCAAGAGGUUAGUCUUUAUCUCAGAGACAGUGAGAAGUCACAGAAGGAUUUUUGGCAGGGUUUGGGUAUAAUCAGAUCUGUGUUUUUGAAAGAUGACAUGUGAUGGUGUAGAAAUUCCAUUAGAUGUAAUAGAAGCUAGAACCACAGGACAAUUAUGAAUCAGUUCUGGUGGUCUAGUUGAUGACUAGUGAUGGAUAAAUAGGGACAAAGAAGAAAGAAUCGAAAUCUAGUAGGGAUUCAUUAGACCACCUCACUCCUACUCAGAUUCCCAAUGUGUGGCUCAUCUGAUUUUUCUACAACAAAUAUUUUAUUUACUUCAUAUAUCAAUAAAUGUUUCUUAAGAGUUUAGAUUUAUUCAAAAUGCACAGUGUCUAUGCACUUGACAGUGUCUUAAAAGUUUUCCCUUUAGGCAUGUGACUUUCAUUUAUUGCAAAAAUACCAGUAUGAGUAAAUUCACAUUAGUUUAAACAGAAGAAGGUUUACCCAGGAAUGGGGCAAGCAGUGUCACUGCAAUUCUUUAAAAUACAAAAGAAAAGAAAAGGGUAUUUUGUGUUCAAAGAAACAGGUGCACAGUAUCAUGCAAAAUAAAAGAGUUACUCCAUGAGUACUUACUAGGAUGUUUUAGGUUGUUUUUGAAACUUAAUAGAAUUCUCAUUUGAGGAGUUCCCAUUGUGGUUCAGAGGGUUAAGAGCCGACCAGUAUCCCUGAGGCUACAGGUUCAAUCCCUGGCCUCGAUCAACGGGUGCCUUGCCUUGAGCUGCAGUGUAGAUCUCAGACACAGCUCGGAUCUGGCUUGGUUGUGGCUGUGGUGUAGGCCAGCAGCUGUAGCUCCAAUUUGACCCUUUGCCUGGGAACUUCUGUAUGCCACAGGUGCAGCCCUAAAAAGAACAACAACAACAACAAAAAAAAGGAAUUUUCAUUUGAGAAGGAAAAAAAAAAAAAAAAAAAAACUCUUGGAAUAACUCAAGUACUGUUCUUGUAUUAAACAUCUUAAAAAGUUGAAUAAAUGACAAGCUACUUACACUGAUAAUAAGUCCACUCUUUAGGUGCAAUUGACACAAUGUUGGAGGGGAGUAAGGAGUAACUUUUAAGAGCCUAAGGAGUAAUUUUUAACAGCUGUUUACACCACCGUCCUCUUUCAAGGAAAAUUUCAUUCAGAUACAGUAUAAACAGGUGUGACAACACAGAUUUAUUUUUGGAAGGAAAAUCCAGGUUUUCUUAAUUGUUUGAAUUUUCUCAAAUUCAUCCUUUUUACAUUUCUGUUCUUUAGGUCUGCCAAAAUGUCUGAAAGAUCAGAUCUCCUUCACUUCAAGUUUGAAAAUUAUGGAGAUUCAAUGUUACAAAAAAUGAACAAGUUAAGAGAAGAGAAUAAAUUUUGUGAUGUUACAGUUCUCAUAGAUGAUAUUGAGGUACAGGGGCAUAAAAUUGUGUUUGCUGCAGGUUCCCCCUUCUUAAGAGACCAGUUUUUACUGAACGAUUCCAGAGAGGUGAAAAUCUCCAUAUUGCAGAGUUCCGAAGUGGGGAGACAAUUGCUCCUAUCCUGUUAUAGUGGUGUGCUGGAAUUCCCUGAGAUGGAGCUGGUUAAUUACUUGACUGCUGCGAGCUUUCUUCAGAUGAGCCACAUUGUAGAACGGUGCACGCAGGCCUUGUGGAAGUUUAUAAAGCCAAAACAACCAAUGGAUAGUAAAGAGGGAUGUGAACCGCAGAGUGCUUCUCCCCAGUCAAAAGAACACCAGGGAGAUGCCAGAGGCUCCCCAAAGCAGAACUCACCUUGUAUUCAUCCAUCUGAAGACAGUAUGGAUAUGGAGGACAGUGAUAUUCAGAUUGUUAAGGUAGAAUCUAUUGGGGAUGUAUCAGAGGUUAGAAGUAAAAAAGAUCAGAACCAGUUUAUUUCCUCUGAACCCACUGCUUUACAUUCAUCAGAGCCCCAGCACUCCCUGAUAAAUUCAACUGUGGAAAACAGAGUAAGUGAAAUAGAACAAAACCAUCUCCACAAUUACGCCCUCUCUUACACAGGCAGUGAUAUCAUCAUGGCCUCAAAAGAUGUCUUUGGGCCUAAUAUUCGAGGUGUAGACAAAGGCCUACAGUGGCACCACCAAUGCCCAAAGUGUACCAGGGUGUUUCGUCACCUGGAGAACUACGCCAACCACUUAAAAAUGCACAAACUCUUUAUGUGUCUACUCUGCGGCAAGACUUUUACUCAGAAAGGCAACCUUCAUCGACACAUGCGUGUGCAUGCCGGCAUUAAACCUUUCCAGUGUAAGAUCUGUGGGAAAACCUUUUCUCAGAAGUGUUCCUUACAGGAUCAUCUUAACCUUCACAGUGGAGAUAAGCCCCAUAAAUGUAACUAUUGUGACAUGGUUUUUGCACAUAAGCCAGUUUUGAGGAAACACCUUAAACAGCUACAUGGCAAAAACAGCUUUGAUAAUGCCAAUGAAAGAAAUGUGCAAGACCUCACAGUGGAUUUUGAUUCUUUUGCAUGUACAACAGUCACAGACUCUAAAGGGUGUCAGCCACAGCCUGAUGCAACACAGGUCAUGGAUGCAGGUAAACUGGCCCAAGCUGUCCUGAACUUAAGGAAUGAUAGUACUUGUGUGAAUUGAGCAGGGGCUUUAUGCUCACAACUAGAACUGACUGCAAAAGUGGCAACAGUCUGAGUCUUUUUAGGAGUGAUUUUGCUAACUUGACUUCUCCAAAGCCUCUGUGCAGGUUGUAGGGGUAAGUCAAAGCACUAACAGACCAGGCAACUUGCCACUCGGAGUGGUCUUGCCUUCCUUUUGCCCUCUCCCAUGUUCUGUUUUGAAUUAUUUAUCCUGUGAUACCUGUUUUCCUUUCCCAAGGAGUGUUCCAUUAGUCUACCUAACAUUGACUUAUGUCUUAGAAUGACAAUAUUUUAGGUUUUUCACUGGGCACAUUCUGAAGGUACCAACAUGUUAAUAACAUCACCUCCACUCCACUAAUAGAUGCCAUGCUAAGAAAAGCGAAUCAUAUUUUUCUUUGGCAGAACAUAAGCUGAGAUAUAAGGUGAUAUUGCUAUUGGCCUGAAUAUGUGAUAGAACCUCCAGUUGCCUACUGAUAAUUCAUCUAUGUCUGAUAAAUGAAUGAAUCUGCUUCCUACAAUUUGACAGGAAUCACCAUGGGGAGCAUAAUCAACAAAGGAUUGUUGUAGGUCUUCCCAAAAAGAAGCCAAUGCUUUUAAUUAAUAUGCAAUUUACUUGUUGAUGCUUUCGAAGUCUGGAUUGCUCCAGGCACACUUAAAGUGUGCUGAAGUAUAAUGGUCUCUCUAAAAAGGGGCUAUUUGGGAGUUAGUCUCUGGACUUUGUUUUAGAAGUUAGCCAUCGGUAAGGUGAGUCUGGGCCUUCAGUUUUGUCCAGUGUAUAGUAAUAGCCUCUGAAUUGUCAUUUCCUUGUGUACCUUAACUUCUAAAGUGGAUGAAAAAAGUGGGUCACAGAAGGAGCAAUCAGGUUUUUGCAUUUAGAUAUUCCUAUAAAGGUACAUAGUCCCACCUGUCAUGUUUGAUAGAUUGGUAAUACAAAGUUGAUCUUCUGCUAUGGGAAAACAAAACAACUGUUUUUCAUAAAGGACAUGUUACAGUUCAGAAAUAAAACUUUGAAUCUUAUUAGUUUCUGACCCAUGAGUUAGAUUUAGGUAAUAGGAGUGUUUGAGUCCAUAGAGAAUCUUAAGAGAUCAUUUAGUCCACCUCUCUUUUUUAGUUGGGGUAUUCAAAGCCCAAAGAGGUGGCCUGGCCAAGGUUGGCCCAAGUAGAUAAGUAACUAAAUAUGAGCUAACGUCUCCUCACUUCAUGCUGUCCCUUGGCUUAAAAAGAUUUAGUACAUGAUCAAGAAUACCUUAGCAAAAAGCUUCUAGUUUGUGUUUUCCCUCUGUGAAUCUGUUUGCUUUGUGAGACAGCCUGGGUUUUGCAAACAAAACAUCACAGAGAGAUUUAUUUUUAUAAGUUAGUUAUUUGUUGGUUAGGAUGAAUAUUGUAUUCUUCCUAAGCAAAUGGCUGAUUUGCUGGGUGUUGGUUAGGAAGGGGAAGAACAAGUAGGAAUAAUUUGAGAAGGAUCCAAAUGUGAAACUGAUUUUGCCUGGAAACAGUGUUUGUUUCCAUCAGGAUCUUCUGUUUUUGUUUCCAAGCUAUGAGAGUCCACGUAUGGAUACACCAAAAAUUAGGUUUAACUUGAAUAGUCAGAAGGAGUUCUUGAAGUUGUUCUAAUUUGAUGCAUUUACAUGUGAAUCUGAUUUGAAGUAUAAUUUCUAGCUUUCGUUAAAAAAUUUAAAAUGAGAAUAAAAUUGAGUGAUUAGACUGUUAGGUAUUUUAAGCCUAAUGUCACUCAUUCUGUGGUCUAAUGAUGCUGCCUAGCAUUCUGGUGUUUAUAUCAUCCAGCCAAAGAGUUCCAAUUCUAUGCAACAGUGAGACACUAACAUGUUAACCAAUGUUUCAGUAUUUUCUCUGAACAUCAUUUUAUCACAGGGAAAUUUCAAGUUGGAGUGCUUCCUUUGCUUACAUUCAUGUCCUGUUUUUGUUAUUUGUUGAAGGCAUGGGUUCUAAUAAGAUUGGUCUCUUUGGUUGGAGACUAUUUCUGGAUUCAUUCAGGCAUUCAAGAAGCAUUUAUUGAGUACCUACUGUUGACAGGCAUUAUGCUAGAUACUGAGGAUAGGAAGGUAAGACUGCCAUGGUCUCUGCCCUCACAGAGCUUACAGUCUCAAGUAGUCUUAGUAAGAUAAGGUGUCCAUUUGAUUUUAUCUCAGAAAUAAUAAAACUGCCUUGCUUUCUUUGAUCGCUUAAAAUCAGCAUCUUGAUGGUUUUGUAUCAGCAAAACUUCUAGUUCUCACCUUUUGCAACUCGAACCACUGAAGUGGUUUACAGUCUCCCCAACUUCUUGGCUGGAGAGGUGUUGUGUUUCUGUGAGACAGUUUCUUAAUUUGGGUGGUACUUGACUUUUCGCCUUUGUUUAUACAUGUUUCUUAGAUUGUAUUGCAAAGUGGUCAAGUUACUGAUAUCAAAUACGUUUUACAGGGAAGAUGACUUUCAAAACUAGUCAUAUUCUUGUAGAGGAGGAAGAUUUUUUAAAACCUUAGACAUCCAACAUUUGUAUUUUAGGGAUCCCCAGGAUAACUAAAAAGGAGACAGGGCUCUCUUUACCACAGUUUGGUUUUGAAAAAAUUACUGUGUCACGGUUAUUUAUUUAUUAUUUAAUUUUAAAGGCAAACUCCAAACUGAAGUGGCUCUGAGGUAAAUCAGAUGUGGUUUUAAAUUGUUUUAGUUUCCUUAUUAGAAGAGUCUAUAUAUGGAGAGUGACCAGUGUCACUACUUCUAAAAUACUGUCCUAAACAAACAACCCAGAACAUUUUAUUUCAGCUGGUGAAUAGCUGUUCUAAGUCUGUUGUAUGUUAGACAUACUGUGAACUACCUCUUCACUUACUAUGGGGAAGUUUCCUUAAUAAAAGUGUGACAAUUAAA
Molecule: messenger RNA, 5679 nt
Organism: Sus scrofa (pig)
Lineage: Eukaryota; Metazoa; Chordata; Mammalia; Artiodactyla; Suidae
Source: RefSeq, a predicted model, not a curated record